Molecule: messenger RNA, 2072 nt
Organism: Dermacentor andersoni
Lineage: Eukaryota; Metazoa; Arthropoda; Arachnida; Ixodida; Ixodidae
Source: RefSeq, a predicted model, not a curated record
UACUGUUUGCGUUGAAUGGGAAGGGAUGAGGAGCGCGGAGAAAGUUCAUAUCAACAAGGGACUGAGGCAGGGGUGCCCUUUAUCCCCGCUGCUGUUUAUGAUGUACAUGGUGAGGAUGGAGAGGGCGCUAGAAGGAAGUAAUAUCGGGUUUAAGCUCUCAUACAAACAGGCAGGUACAGUAAUAGAGCAGCAACUCCCAGGUUUAUUUUAUGCGGACGACAUUGUGUUGCUCGCAAACAAGCAAAGUGAUUUGCAACGUCUGGCUAAUAUCUGUGGACAGGAAGGCAACAAGUUAGGUUUGAAAUUUAGUGUUAGAAAAUCAGGUGUUAUUGUAUUCAAUGAAAACAGUGAACAGACAGUGGAGAUACAAGGCCAAGAAAUACCUCGGGUAACAGAAUAUAAAUACCUUGGUAUAUGGAUAAACGAAGGCAACGGAUAUAUGGAAACACAGGAAAAAACCAUAACAGUCAAGGGGAAGAGAAAUGCAGCCAUAAUGAAGCACAGAGCGCUAUGGGGAUACAAUAGGUACGAGGUCCUCCGAGGUAUGUGGAAAGGGGUAAUGGUUCCAGGACUUACUUUUGGAAAUGCGGUUGUUUGCUUUAAAUCAGGGGUACAAUCAGGACUCGACGGGAACCAAAGGUCAGUGGGUCGCCUCGCAUUGGGCGCUCACGGGACGACUACAAAUGAAGCUGUGCAAGGGGAUAUGGGCUGGACUAGUUUUGAAGUGAGGGAAGCCCGCAGUAAAAUUGAGUAUGAAGAACGGCUGAGGAAUAUGGAGGAAAGUAAAUGGGCCGGGAGAGUGUUCAGGUAUCUGUACAGGCAAAACAUUGAUUCACAGUGGAGGAAAAGAACUAGGAAGCUUACCAGCAAGUAUGCGGCCUGUGGGGUGGGCAACACAGCAACAAAGAAGGUCAAGCGGAAAGUCAGAGAGGCUGAAUUAAUCUCAUGGGUGGCGGCAAUGGAAAAGAAACCUGCCAUGAGUAACUACUUAAGGGGAAAAAACGAAAUUAGGAAAGAAACCAUUUAUGAUAACUCAAAGGGAAGCUCAUUACUUUUCGAAGCGAGAUCGGGAUGCCUUAGAACACGCACCUAUAAAGCGAGAUAUAAGAAGGAAGAAGAAACAUGUGCUUGCUGCGGUAAAGCUAGGGAAACGACGGAGCAUAUUUUAUUAGAAUGUGAAGACGUCUACCCAGCGGUCGAUUUAGGCACCACUGGCCUCCUUGAAGCCCUUGGGUUCAGCGGGAGCAGUGGUAAAGCAAACAGGUCCGCAAUAGACAUCAGUAAGAGGCGAUUGGAGGAUUGGUGGAAGAAAAGCAGGGAAACGACAAAAGACGGAGACGUACAAAAGCACAGUUCGCAAUAGGGUAUCAGAAAAUUUGGACGUGGUAGUUCAUAGUGGUUUUUUUUUUUUUUUCAUUGGUGAACUUAGGUAGGAUAUUAGGCAGCAUAGUAGUAAGAGCUUGGUGGCGCAAGCCACCGCCCCGUUCCAAAGGGGACGCUCAUAACAUCCAUCCAUCCAUCCAUCCUUUUGCAAACUCUAGGUUUGUUUGAUUCAGAAAAACGUGCACGGCACCUCAAACGAAAAAGUGCAGGGGGUGCCGGGCUGCACCCACCCGCUGCAAGGUUCAAGGGUGCAGUGCACCGCGGCGGCACCUUGCAUUGCACCCCGUUCAAUCAAGCACGGGGGUGCAGGGUGCACUCGGUGUCGUGAUGUGGAUCUGAUGUGCAUAUCUGCAGUUUAUGGAUACAUGUAAAAGACUCAGCAUCAAGUGCAAGUGAACGGACCUACAGGCCCGAAGUCGAUCAUGCAAAUAGAUUCGCUGCACAAAUUUGUGACCAGAAAAGAUAUUCCACAUGAAAUGGCAUGCAAGGAAGUGUUGAAAAUAUUGCACAGUUAAUAAAACGCCUACGCUAUUAAUAUGUGGGUUGAUACACUCGUUAUGCAAAACGGAGGUGAGGCGUGCAGAUAGGACACAAGAGUAGAGUAUUUACAAGCAAACAUGCAACACGAGCGCCGCCCACUUCUCUACUCUUGUGUCCUGUCUGCACGCCUCACCUCUGUUUUGCAUAAU